Molecule: messenger RNA, 1539 nt
Organism: Exaiptasia diaphana
Lineage: Eukaryota; Metazoa; Cnidaria; Anthozoa; Actiniaria; Aiptasiidae
Exons: 5
Coding region: 244-687 (147 amino acids)
Source: RefSeq, a predicted model, not a curated record
AGAGACAUYAGACACGUGUAAUAAUGAAGACGAAUGCCUUGCUUUUUGUCACUAUUGCCCUUGUUGCAGUUUCCUUUACUGAGGCCGGUUGCAGAAAGAAAUUUGAUGUUGGGAUCCUGYUUGAUGGAUCGAAAAGAGUUAGGGAAACAAAUUUUGAUGAAGCGAAACGUAUUAUCACUACYUUGGCAMUUUACCUAAAUGUUUCUCCASUUGGAAGUCGUAUGGGAAUAAUAACCUAUUCCGAUGAAGUUAACGUUGCACUCAGAUUCAAUGACCCGGAUACGAGACGUUAUAUAUAGCGUAUUAGAAAAGAUCCAAAAGAUUGGAUUCCCCGGUGGUUUUAAAGCCCGAAGUGAAAGGGCCAUAAAUAAUGCGAGUACCAUUUUUUUUGGUGAKAAGGGCAGAGGUAACAGACCUAAUGUCCCAGAUAUGAUGUUAUUGUUUACUGCUGGAACAAAUAUCAAUGGACUCAAAAGUCUAGUUCAGAGUGCCAUGAGAAGACCAUCCCUCAAGGAUGUAGUUAUUCUGGCAUUGGGUAUCAACAGGAGCAUGCCACCAACACGUCCAUUAGUUGUGGAGGAGAUUACUGACGGGRAAAGKAAAAAUUAUGCGAUCAAUGGUAAAGGCCGUCCUGCAMUUCAGAGGGGGCUUGGUCGGAUUUUGAAGAAUAUCUGCGAGAGGUACUAAGGCUUGAAAACCAUGCCAAACAUGCUAAAUACUUCAUUUUGUGAUGCCGUUUAUUUAUGAGGUAGCACGAACAGCAUUAGUGAUAAUGAGAGUUCCUGGGUGCAAAAAACAAAACUCUUGAACAUGCAUUAUAUUUGUUACUUAUUUGAUCUAUUUCUAAUUAACUUAGGUGUUAAUUUGUUCUCUGCGCAUAUCACUCACGUCAAUUGCAAACAAUUUCGAAGUAAUCACAACAAGGGCUAAAAGGGAUAGUUAUCAUAAAAAAAAUCUAAGUUUAUUUACUGUCCAACCAUAGAAGGCUUCCUUCAAUCCCAAAGAUGAGGGUUCAUGUGAUUUGUGUCUUUUUAGCACUAUAUUUUGAAAAUUGUUGUUGUUAUAAUACAUGAUUAGGGAUAUUGGUUAUUUCCCUACACCYAGCGUAGCCCAGUGCUAAUUUUAAAUUCGGGAUUKGAACUAGGAUUUUGGCUUAAGGCUUGUCAAGUAAGCAUCCUUCACGCCAGUAAAAUUAAAUCCCAUAKCUGAGAUCUGGACAGAACUUCUAACAUGUUCAACUACCUGAAGUCGUUUGGCUAUCACUAGAUAUGUAGAAGACCACCGCACGUUUUGUAAGAAAAGCAUUAAACGGGUCUCAAGAUAACAAACCACAGAACUCUCAAAUUACCGUAUAUUUUUUAUGUAACUUUACUGAAUGCUAUAAGUAAUGUUUAAAGUCCGACAAUGAGGACUUCAAGUCCGCGCAAUUAGUUCCAGUCCGAGGCGUUAGCCAAGGACUGGAACUGAUUGCAAGCACUUGAAACCCCKUCCAGUCCGAAUUGGAGGACUUUGAACGACUUCUCAUACUCAUUAAUUAUU